AUGGCACAAGCGACCCAAAAUACCAUCACAAAGUUUGAGAUAGCCGGGAACUCGGGCAGUUCGUAUCCUUUGAUCAUCUUUUUCCACGGCUCAGGCGAUUCCUGUGAGUCUUGGGCGGCGUUAGCAGAACUCCUUUGUCCUGCGUACCAGCUCUUGCUCUGGGAUAGGCAAGAUCCAUAUGUCAGAACCGACAUAGCUAUCUCAGAACUGUUGGAGUUUCUCGAUAGUAGCGAUACGCCCAAGCAAUAUGUGCUAAUCGCGCAUUCAUACGGCGGCACCUUCGCCCGGCUCUUCCUCGAAGCGAGACCGCAACAAGUAGCGGGAAUAGUCCUCGCUGAAACGGGCGCAGAGCCAACGAUAGACGCCCAACUCGAACAAAGACAAUACGAUAAGAAGAUCUUGGGGAACAAACCACUCGUCGUCAUUCGAGGCAACACUCUGAAAUGGAAACAGCUACAGUAUGAUCAGGCCAUCGCUGCAGAGCAGAACCUCGCCAGCCCAACCCUGCUCAUGCAGAAGAAGCUCUUGGACGCGACGGACAAGGAAGAUGAGAGGUUGAAAAAGGCACAGCUGCAACUCUCUAGAAAUAAUCGAUAUGUGCAUAUCCCGGAUGUCAGUCAUGAUGUGAUUAUUGAGAAGCCGGAAGCUGUGAGGGAGGCUGUUUGUUGGGUCAUGGAGCAUUUGCAGACUGGUGAGGAAGAGGUGCGGGAGGAUGAGACACCAGUGCGUGUCGCAGAAGAGGGCGAGACUGUUGUUAAGAAGAGCUUUGGGGAUAGGUUGAGAGGAGCGAAGAAGUUGUCUUUGAGGGGAAGUCUGUUCAAGCUGUUCAAGAAGUCUGAUAAGUGA
Molecule: messenger RNA, 846 nt
Organism: Fusarium musae
Lineage: Eukaryota; Fungi; Ascomycota; Sordariomycetes; Hypocreales; Nectriaceae
Exons: 1
Coding region: 1-846 (281 amino acids)
Source: RefSeq, a predicted model, not a curated record